AUGGAUGUUGGUGCCACGCAAUCGGUACCAGACUGGCAAUCGCCUUUAAUAAGCUCUUCUACUAUUCCGAAAGUCAUCGCGACAGGAAGGCCACAAGAGAAUGAAGAUUACCCAGAAAACUUCUUUCGAUGUGCAAAGUGGUGUCCAGAUGGCACUCGUGCCCUUGGACAAUGCGAAGAUAGAUCACUGCAGAUGCUACAACCACCGACAGAAGUCGUAGAAAGCACCAUGCAGAGCCUUCCACUUCAUGUCAAUUCCGUAUUCCGACAACCUUCCCCUAUUCUCGACUUUGCAUGGUACCCAGGUGCAAACGCCUCAAAUCCUGCAUCGUAUUGCUUCCUAGCUUCCGUCAGAGAAUGUCCCGUCAAACUGUUGGAUGCCGCGGACGGUAGGCUUCGAGCAUCAUACAAAAUAAUAGAUCAUCGUGAGCGACAGGUCGCGCCGCACUGCCUUGCAUUCAAUAGCUUUGCAACUCACUUAUACUGUGGCUACGAAGAUGCAAUCGAAGUUUUUGACUUCCAGCGACCCGGAGAAGGCACGAAGAUAGCUACAACUCCAUCAAAGAAGAGUCGGGAUGGGAUGAAAGGUAUCGUAUCGUCAAUCGCCUUCUGCCCGGAUUAUAGUGGAUUAUACGCUGCGUCGAGUCUUGCCUCUGCGAUUUCACUCUUUUCGGAGACAACAGGCGAAGACCCAGUUGCGUAUCUCGAUGGUAUGACGGCUCCUAUCAUGCAAGUGAAGUUUGACUCCGCGCGACCACAUAUUCUGUAUGCUUCCCAGCGGCGCUCAGACGAGAUUCUCUGCUGGGAUGUGCGCGAGCCUCUCGAAGUUUUACGACGCUUUACACGUGCCAGCUCGAGCACGAAUCAGAAACUGCUUUUUGAUAUUGACCCAGCAGGUCACUGGCUAGCUACUGGAGACGAGAACGGUGAUAUCUCAAUCUUUGACCUGUAUUCGGAGGAGACUGAACCAGCGUUGAAGUUCAAAGCUCAUGAUGACUCCAUAGGCUCUGUUGCCUUUAACUCUGUCGAUGCGACACUUCUCUCGGUGUCUGGCUCACGGCACUUCAAUUCCACUCCGAUUGGGUCUCCUUCCGCCACCACCAGCAGCGACUCAGAAGACACGUCCGAGUCAGAGGACGAUCUUGGACAGAAGUAUUAUAUUACGUGCCGACGUCAGCCCAGACGUCCAUAUCCUAUGGAUUCUUCUGUGAAGUUAUGGAAAUUCAACGCCGGAAUAGAGGAAGCCAUGCAAGUUGGCACAAACAAUCAAGACGAGGUUAUGGAUCACUGAGCUGGUAUCAUUCGUAUCUAUAUAACUCGUUACAUGAUUGGUCUGGUAUACAUGAUGAAUAACGUUCCAAGUCCUUCCUACUUGUCCUCAAAUGUCCAUCUUCGUAGCGAAGUCAGCAAAGAUCAAACAACGACCCGGUCUACAAGAGGGUCAUCUCUCGAACAGCAGCGUCCGCCGACAGAGCCUUGUGGAACAAAUGGACUUCUCUCUUUGACAAUACCCAGUUCUCAGCGCCAACCUGUUGAUCUUUAGGAAGGUCUGGGACGCCUUCCUUCGGUUGUACAGCUUUCGACGGUGGAGUGAUAGGGAAGCCCGACGACCCGGAGCUAGUCCCGGAGCUCGCAUCUGCAGCCGC
This is a messenger RNA of Fomitiporia mediterranea MF3/22, 1645 nucleotides long. Its product is annotated as WD40 repeat-like protein. The transcript has 10 exons. NCBI's taxonomy places the organism in Eukaryota, Fungi, Basidiomycota, Agaricomycetes, Hymenochaetales, Hymenochaetaceae. Gene Ontology annotation, molecular function: protein binding. Bases 1 to 1290 code for a protein of 429 amino acids. The record is from RefSeq and is a predicted model, not a curated record.